AAAAAAGAGGGGGGUUGUGCGGUGAAAGGUAAAGCACUAUACCGAGCAUCUAUCUCCUAGCUUUUGUCAUCGGUUUGCUAGCUUGCUGAAGCUCAGUAUGGCUUCUCCGUGUAACGAGAAGGGUUUCUGCGUGGGGGAUGUAUGUUCUACAUGAGUGCUGGACUUUGGCAAGUUGAAGAUUCGCGCUAUUUUAUUGGAAUAUUCUUUAGGGCUUUACUCAAAGAUCGCUAUGAGCGACAUAGCCCUUAGACGGGCCAUCGGCCAAGGGGCUCGCGUUCUGAGACAGGCCAGGGCCAUGUUCACUACGUCAUCACCCGACGAGGCUGCGGCGGCCACCAGAGUGAGGUCAGCGUCACCGGAUGCGUCGUCGGAGUCGACGGCGGACCUGAAACCUUUCAUGGACCUCCCCGGCCCCAAGGGCUGGCCUAUUUUAGGCUCGUUCCCAGAGUACUUCAAGAAGGAAAACCAAGGACAGAUGCACGAGUUGAUGAGACGAAGACACAAGGAGUUUGGUAAAAUCUUCCGUGAACAGUUCGGGCCCAGGCACAAUGUAGCCGUGGCUGACCCGGCUCUGAUGGAGGAGAUCCUGAGGAAGGAGGGCAAAUAUCCCUCCCGGCCUCCCUACGAGUCAUGGGUCCUGUACAACAACCUGAGGAACAGAAGGGGCGGGCUAAUGACCAGUGAGAAAGAGUACUGGCGACGAAGCCGGAGCGCCUUCGCGUCCACUCUCCGCCCUAAGGCCGUGUGUGAGUACGUGGACGGCAUGAACCAGGUGUGCGUGGACCUAGUGGACAGAAUCACCUACCUGAAGGACAAGGAGGCUGGGACACACCUGGUGCCCCGUCUGCUCAACGAACUCAACAAGUUCACCAUGGAAACGAUUUUGUACGUCAUGCUGAACAAGAGGGUCGGGUGUCUGGACAGGGAGGUGUCCGAGAAGGUCAACACCUUUAUCCAGUCCAUUGCCACCAUGUUCCUCACAGGUCACCAGCUCAUGGUCUACGCCAAUCUGCACAAGCUGCUCCGGACACGCCCAUGGAGGGAGCACGUGCAGUCCUGGGACAAAAUCUAUGACUUCGCUGCUGAACACAUCAAUCAACGCAUUGAUGAAGUGACCAAAGAACUGGACAGUGGGGUACCACCAGUUGAGGGUGAACAUGUUGACUUCAUGAAAUUUAUCGUGGGCACCCACCAGCUGUCUAGGAAUGAGAUUGUGGACAACGUGAUCGAAGUUUUCAUGGGCGGAAUUGAUACUACUGCCAACUCCCUGGCCUUCCUCUUCUACCUCCUGUCCAAGAACGAAUCAGUCCAGCAGCGCCUCAUCAACGAGGUGGACAACAUUUUAGGAAAGCGCCAACCCACCAGCGCUGACCUGCAGAACUUGACCUUCUUGAAGGCAUGUGUCAAGGAAACAUUGAGACUGUUCCCACCCAUCCCUAUGAAUGCCAGAACAACCACAGAGGACACAUCAGUAGGCGGAUAUUUCAUCCCUAAGGAUACUAUCCUUAUGAUGAACCUGUAUGUGAUGUCCAGAGACGAGAAAAUCUUUCCUGACCCGGAUGAGUUCAAGCCAGAGAGAUGGCUGCGAGGGUCCGAGGAGUCCACUGCCCCAGCCUUUUCCUUGAUUCCAUUUGGUUUUGGAACAAGAAGCUGUGUUGGUAGAAGAAUAGCAGAAACACAGAUUUAUCUGGCCACUGUGCAGAUUCUCCAGAGAUUUUGGCUGAAGAAGAGUGACCAGUUUGACAUCAAACCCUCCGUUCGAACACAACUGACCCCCGGGCCUGAACUCCCUGUCAUGUUCAUGGCAAGAUAAACAAGAACUCUUCUAAGUCAGAGUUCAAAUAAAAAGAGAUAGUAUUUAGUUCUGAUAUUCAGGUGUAUUUUAAAACCAUGGUAGCAGAGUUCUUGAUGGAUAUGACAGCUACCAAGAGACUACUCUAUAGAAAGUGUACAGAUGUUGAUGUGAGGUUUUGAAGUGUAAAUGUUAAGCCAGCAUGUUUCACAUGUUCAGAUGAACUUCAUGAUAUGUCGGUCUAAAGGAAUUCAUUCAUGGUUUACAUUUAAUUAGAGAGAGUUAAGAAAUAAAUGCAAGUUAAGAAAUACAUCAGUUUGUCCCUGCUGAAUUAAAUGUAUUUAUUUUGAUGGGUUAUCCUAGCUGAGAUUAAACAAACGUGACAGUUUGAGUUAGGGCCUAUUUAAUAUGAAACAUUUUUAGAGUUUUUAAGUCUUUUGGCUGAAUGUUCAAAUUUGUAGUUUUAAGGAACCUACUUUAAAGAAACAUACAUUAAUCAACAUGAUUACACUAAUUUGGCCUUAUUUUAAUAAUUAAAAAAAAUGAAUUUAGCAUCCAAGCCUAUGUUCAUGAUAAAGUAAAAAUUGAGGUGGUCAGAUUGAGCACACCCCAGUUUAUUCUGCUGUGUGUUAGAUUUUACAUUAUUGCGUGUAAAUUUGUCAUUUUGUACAGAGGUUUCAAGGAUAUUUUUGUAAGUAGCAUGUACAUAUUUUGCAACCAAAAAAGAAAACAAUGUGCAAUCAUUUUUGGAAAAAUUAUCUGGCUAUGUUGUCUUUUUCAUGCCAGGUUUUGUUUUGUUUUGUUUUCAAACUAUCAAGAAUAAUUUCAAUUUUCUUUUUUUUUUCUCACACUCUGACACUGCUAUCAAUGCAGCUCUCUUGUUUAAAUAACACCAGAGAAUAAACUGAAAUAUGCAGGCUACCUACAUCUAUAGGCUACCUGUAUGCAAAGGCUACCUACCUAUCACAGAUUGUUCCAAUUAAUAUAGCUGGAUAUCUGAGGCUACCCCAGCUAGCAGUAGCCCCUGUUAGUUUUUAUCAGAGGUUUGAUGAUCCUAAUCUAAUGCCUUUUCCAUGAAACAAGUCUGACUUGCAACUCCUAGUUUCAUUUUCUCACAAAGUUAACACUUCAGUAUUCAUCAUAACAAAUUUCAGUUGUCUUGUUUGUUUUUUAAAAAAUGUUCAAAUCAGAUUUUCACUUUAACUAAUUGAUAUUUUUUUCCUUCUUUUUAUUUCCUUAAAGUCUUGUAAGAGAAUUAAUCAGGUGUCUCAUUAUCAUUUAAAGAGAAAUGGCAUCCGAGCACACACAGUUACUCUACACGCCUUCCAUUUCUUUGCUCUUGUUCACUGGAUUGUGUCUUGUAAUGUCUUAUGAUCUUGUUGAAAAAUGACGGUGCUAUGUUAAACAAAGUUGGGUGUUUUCAGUGCUUCAAACCAUUUGUUUAUAUUGGAAACAAACAGAGCACAAACAUAUGUAUUAAUCAGUUUUUUGACAAGUGUUUUCAAUUGUUCAUUUAGUGUAAAAAAAAUACAAGGCGAACUUGUUUGCAAUAAAACGUUUUGUGAAUAAGCUUAUCUUUUCGAUUGGAUGUAACUGUUAUUGGUCUUAAUUUAAUAUUUAUUUUGUAAAAUACUGAACGUUUUGGGAAAAUGUUUUCAAUUAUGUACAUUUUAUGAUUUAUUUACUAGUACAUUUUAUUUAUUUACAAUGUAUUAUUAAUCAAAGGACAAAGUGUUUUUUUUUACAAUACAAUGCAAUAAAGGCUAAUUAUGA
This is a messenger RNA of Physella acuta, 3565 nucleotides long. RefSeq names its product cytochrome P450 27C1. Gene Ontology annotation, cellular component: mitochondrial inner membrane. Gene Ontology annotation, molecular function: monooxygenase activity; oxidoreductase activity, acting on paired donors, with incorporation or reduction of molecular oxygen; iron ion binding. NCBI's taxonomy places the organism in Eukaryota, Metazoa, Mollusca, Gastropoda, Physidae. The record is from RefSeq and is a predicted model, not a curated record. Gene Ontology annotation, biological process: cortisol metabolic process; cholesterol metabolic process; glucocorticoid biosynthetic process.